Molecule: messenger RNA, 822 nt
Organism: Trichoderma gamsii
Lineage: Eukaryota; Fungi; Ascomycota; Sordariomycetes; Hypocreales; Hypocreaceae
Exons: 2
Coding region: 1-822 (273 amino acids)
Source: RefSeq, a predicted model, not a curated record
AUGACGGAUCAUACGUUGAUUGAGUCUAAGACACUAGACUAUUACGAAGAAUUGCCAGAUAAUAAAGAAAGGAUAUUCAACCUCCUGCAGUCUUAUAGCAAGAUCCCGGUAGACAAGAUCGAGGACCACUUAAGAGACAUUCGAGACCGAGCCUGGAAGGUUUUCCCAUACGGAUGCAUCGGCCGCUGGCUCUUUUUAGAUUGCGUUAUCACCAGUUCGCCCGAGUACCCACGUAUCUUGAAGCGGCUCGAAGCUGGCGAGGUCUUGCUCGAUGCUGGCUGCGCAUUUGGCUAUGUUUUGCGACAGCUCGCUGCUGAUGGCUCUCCAGCGUCGAACCUGAUUGGCACUGAUCUACAACAAGGUUUUAUCGACCUGGGCUACGAAUUAUUCAAGGAUCGCGAUUCAUUUAGUGCGCGCUUUAUUGCAGGCGACCUUCUGAAGCCUGAAGAUCCGAACCUUGACAGUAUAGAUGGUAAAGUCGAUAUAAUUCAUGCCGCAGCGUUAUUUCACCUAUUCGACUGGGAUGAUCAAGUCACGCUAGGGUCAAGAUUGGUAAAGUUCUUCAAACCGGAUGCAAAUGCAAUGCUGGUUGGAAGGCAGGUUGGAACGCUCUAUCCCACUAAACGAGGGACUCAGAAAGACCAAGACAUUUCUGGUUGGUACCGUCACAAUCUGGAAACAUGGCAGCAGUUGUGGGAUGAGAUUGGUGACAAGACCGGGACGCAGUGGAGGGUCCGUGGAACUUUGCAAGAAAUGCAGUCACGGACUACAGGCAAUGAUCUUGGCCGAGCAAGUCUGAAUUUUGUAAUCGCUAAGGUUUAG